AUGAAUAGGAAAAGAACGCUGUUUGAGUUUAGUUUCACGGCAAACCGCCACCAUUUAGACAGGGAUGAGAGAGAGGUUACCGACGAAUCUGAAACCGAAGCAGGUGAACCAAACAGUGAAACUGGAGCAGACGAUGUCGAGACUUCCGGAAGUGCUGUUAAAAAACGAAAAACGAAGGUGUUUCAUCAAAAGUGGACUGGACAAUGGCAAUGGCUUCGAAAAGAGGAGAAGGGAAUGAAAUGUUCCGUAUGUGAAAAACAUCACAAAUCUAACCCUUUUACGUCUGCUGAUGGAUGUGUCAAUUUUCGGACGAGCACACUGACGAGACAUGCCGGGUCUAUGGAUCAUACAGAUAGCCUGAGAGCAGAGGCUUUACAAAAAGACUUUAACCAGGCAGCUGCAACAGCCAAGAUGCAGUCAGUCGCACAUGCGAAAGAAGGGGUUGAGGCUGCAAUGAAAACUGUGUUUUGGAUGGCUAAGGAGGACAUUCCUAUUAAAAAAUACACCAGCAUGAUGGAGUUAUUGAAACACCAGGAAUGUGGAAAGCUAGAAAAGCUGGGAAGUGGAAGAAAUGCUACUUACAUGUCCAGAUCUGCAGGGGAGGACUUCCAAGCCUGUGUCGCAGAGGCGAUACGGACUGAUAUCAUUGAGAAAAUAAAGUUGGCUGAUAUGUUUUCAAUUUUAACUGAUGAAAGCACUGACAUUUCUAUCACAAAACAGAUGGUGCUAUAUAUACGAGUUAUUGAUUCAGCUUUUAUUCCUCACACACAUUUUUUGCAAAAUGUAACAAUUGACAAUCCUAAAUCUGAUGCAAAUGUCCUAUUUGAAGCCAUGGAGAAGUGCCUGACAGAUCAUGGUCUUGACCUGAAGAAAGUGAAGGGAUUUGGUUCUGAUGGGGCCUCAGUGAUGGUGGGGAAACACAAUGGAGUGGCGACAAAGGUGAAGGGUAAAAGCCCUCAUUGUGUUAAUAUCCACUGCAUGGCACAUAGAUUUAAUUUGGCUACCUCCCAGGCAUCAAAGCACAUUCCAUAUCUUCAGGAAUUUGAGAAAACCUUGAGUGAUUUGUACUAUUACUUUGGUGGAAGUAAAUCAGGAAACCGGAAGUGCGAGUUAGAAGAUAUUCAAAAGAUUCUUAAUGAUCCCAAGGUGAAAGUUAAAGAAUGCCACGAAAUCCGCUGGAUUGCCUUUUCAGAGGCUGUAUUUGCUAUCUACAGAUGUUGGCCCUCUCUAGUUACCUACUUCAAACGACACGACAAAUCAUCAAAAGGACUGAGAUCCAAACUACUGGAUUACAGAUUUGUGGUAGUGCUUUAUCUUUUGAUGGACAUAUUGCCUUCAGUAGCACAGAUGUCCAUGGUACUACAGAAACAGGAUAUAGAUGUUGCUGCUGUUAAGCCUGCGUUUGAAGGACUGAAAGACAAGAUCAAGCUUGCUCGAAGGAGGAAAUCUCAUUACCAAGAGGAACUCCGGGAGAAACUGAAAACAAAGAAGGCAGGAGAUGUCACAGAGGUUGAAAUGAAAGGUCACCAGUUGGACUUUGGCAAAAAAUUGAGAACAACAAACAAGGAUCUAGAGGAAAUACGGCACACAUUUUGUGAUACUCUCGGUAAGAACAUUGAUGAAAGGUUUCCACUAGAGUCGGUUACAGUGUCGUCAGCUUUUCAUGUGUUUGGUAUGAGAAGUCUGUCCUUCCUCUCCAAGGAAGCUCAGAACAAGUAUGGAGAAAAAGAAAUCAAAAUCCUGGUCGACCAUUAUGGUGCAGAGAUGUCCAAAGGUGAUGUUACCAGCCCCGCCAUGGUGGAUCCUGUCAAGUGUGUCGAGGAAUGGCAUCUGGCUAAGGGCAUUGUUCUAGACCAGAUGUAUCCAAGAGACAGCACUAGGUUGUUGUUGAAACUUUUAUUUCAAUUCCAUGAGGAUGUGCUUCCAAACUUAUUGGUACUUGCUAACCUCUGCCUAAUCAUGCCCUACCAAACGGCUGAUUGUGAGCGGGGGUUCAGCUGUCAAAAUGGCAUAAAGACGGCCAGACGGAACCGCAUGUGCGAGGAGCAUUUAAAUACGCUUAUGACAAUAAAAUGUGAAGGGGGCAAGCUGGAAGAGUAUGACAUGUCUAAGGCAUUAUUGAUAUGGAAAGGGAAGAAGCAAAGGAGGGGUAUCCCGUAG
Messenger RNA from Mizuhopecten yessoensis (Yesso scallop), 2160 nucleotides. Its product is annotated as zinc finger protein 862-like. The transcript has 2 exons. Bases 1 to 2160 code for a protein of 719 amino acids. Lineage: Eukaryota; Metazoa; Mollusca; Bivalvia; Pectinida; Pectinidae. The record is from RefSeq and is a predicted model, not a curated record.